GUACAAUGCGCAUGCGUAAAAGAUUACAAACACUGACCGGAAUGUUUUGCUUCGGGAGGUCUUAUGGUAAUUUUGCAUAAUAAAUUUGCAAGAAAAAUCCCAGGUCGGUUAAAGUGGACGGGUUAUAAGGAGCUGUGUGUGAACUCAGAGACUGACUAAACUGACUAUUGCGCAGGACUGAGAAGGGCCUGAAACAUUGCAGGGCAGACUUGACACCAAUGAAGGGGCAACAGAAAAGCCCUGAUCCGCAGGUGGAGGUGCCGAUCAUGGAGGAAGGAGCUAUUGCUACAGCCGUUGAUCCAUCUGCUAUUACCACAAUACAGUCAGCUGGCACGUUUUCCUCUGAACAGCCAAUAAAGUACGUUUUCAAAACGGAAGGAAAUUCCGGGCAGGUGACAUAUCGAGUGAUCCAUGUUGCUGACGGGCAGAUGGAGGCUCAGGCAGAUGGAACUGCAGCUGUUAGCGUUGUGACUGGCUUUCCUGCAGUGACACAGGCCGGGACACCCCCUGUGACACGGGCUGUGUACUCCCAGGCUGAGGGUCUGGUGACGGACGCCACUGAAGGUCACUACUACUAUCCAUCCACUAUCGGUGACACUGCCCCGGCCACCAUAGUAACCAAUGUCCAUGCGGCUGAUUCACUGCUCACGCAGCCUGCUUCUGCAGGCCAACUCUAUGUGAUGAUGUCACCACAGGAAGUGUUAGGCUCAGCCAAUCAGAGUAAGGCCGAGACGCCUUGCACUUCAAGAGAUGACAAGAGGAGAGCACAGCACAAUGAAGUCGAACGUAGACGCAGGGACAAAAUAAACAACUGGAUCGUCCAGCUGUCCAAAACAAUCCCUGACUGCGCUGUGGACUCGGCCAAAACUAGCCAGAGUAAAGGUGGCAUCCUGUCAAAAGCCUGCGAUUACAUUCAGGAGUUGCGCCAAAGCAAUGCUAGAUUAUCAGAGGAGCUGGAAACACUGGAGAGACUGAGGCUGGACAACCAGCUCCUCAGACAAGAGGUGGAAGACUGGAAAUCUAAGAAUCAGAUGCUUAGAAGCCAGCUAAGGCAUCAUGGUAUAGUCGCUGCAUCGAGCAUGGAUCCUCAGUGAAGCCUUGCACUUCCUCGAAUCUGUGCCCCCCCCACCACCACCACAGGCUUAUAAUGAAUCAAGCUUAAGCAGACCUGCACUCAGCAUUCUUUAAAGGGCACUCUUUUAAAGUUUGUCUGGCAGAAAUGUUUUUGGACUUGAUUUGGAGUCUAAUUUGCCUUAUGGCUGAUAACAUUGGGUAAGGCUAUGAAUUAUAGAGAAGAUAAUUGAUCUUAGAUAAGCUCGUAAAAGCUGUGUGUCGACUGUGAACUCCUCAUGGUAAACGAUUGAUGGACGGAUUACGCGCGGGUGGAGAUCUGAACUGCACUAAAAUACGUCAUAGUUUUUCUUGCAUAAGAUCAAUAGUGUGUAAAGAAUUUAUUUUUACGUCUUACUGGAUAAUAGAUUAGUUUGGAAAUAGGAAGUGAAGCUCAUUUUACGAUUCUGAAUCGAAAGCAAAAGCAUUUACACCACUGAAGUAGUCUGACUUGGAGAGACGUUUAUCAGCUUUUGAAAAUUUUCUACAAAUACUGGGUAACAGGGUCAAAAUUCCUCAUUCUGAGAUAAUGUUUUGAAAUACUGAAUUGUGCACAGUAGAAAUCCUACAGUCAGGAAAAUAUCUUCUGAAAUGUUUUUGAUAGUUCUUUCAGCUGUACAGAUAUACUGUUGAGUCAUAUGGGAUGGUUUGCCAUCACUAUAAUUCAAUUUCUCUUUGUAUAUUUUGGUAAUAUACUGUAUAUCACCGUAUAUUUAGUUAACUUUGGAUUGUGACAAGAAAGAAUCCAGGGAUUUGUGUAUUUCAAACUCAAAUCAUUUUCAAUAACAUACCGAUGUUAUUUGUACCAAAUUUCUUACAAAACAAAAUCAAAAGAUAUGACAUGCCUAACAGUUUUUUUUAUUAAAAUACUAUUUAAUCUGAA
Molecule: messenger RNA, 1993 nt
Organism: Hemibagrus wyckioides
Lineage: Eukaryota; Metazoa; Chordata; Actinopteri; Siluriformes; Bagridae
Gene: usf1l
Product: upstream transcription factor 1, like
Exons: 11
Coding region: 219-1094 (291 amino acids)
Biological process (GO): regulation of transcription by RNA polymerase II
Molecular function (GO): DNA-binding transcription factor activity, RNA polymerase II-specific; protein dimerization activity; RNA polymerase II cis-regulatory region sequence-specific DNA binding
Source: RefSeq, a predicted model, not a curated record